AUCACACUGAACUCACAUCAUCGUGUCAACCAGCCAUGGGGAAGAUCACCUUCUACGAGGACCGGGGCUUCCAGGGCCGCUGCUACGAGUGCAGCAGCGACUGCCCCAACCUGCAGCCCUACUUCAGCCGCUGCAACUCCAUCCGGGUGGACAGCGGCUGCUGGAUGCUCUAUGAGCGCCCCAACUACCAGGGCCACCAGUACUUCCUGCGGCGCGGCGACUACCCUGACUACCAGCAGUGGAUGGGCUUCAACGACUCCAUCCGCUCCUGCUGUCUCAUCCCCCAAACAAGCUCCCACAGGCUGCGGCUGUAUGAGAGAGAGGAUCACAAAGGCCUCAUGGUGGAGCUGAGCGAGGACUGCUCCUGUAUCCAGGACCGCUUCCACCUGAAUGAGGUCCGCUCCCUCCAUGUGCUGGAGGGCUGCUGGGUCCUCUAUGAGAUGCCGAACUACUGCGGCCGGCAGUACCUACUGCGACCCCAAGAGUACAGGCGCUACCACGACUGGGGGGCCAUGGAUGCUAAGGCCGGCUCUUUGCGGAGGGUGGUGGAUUUAUACUAAAAUAGUUUCACACUACCAUUUUCUCAUUUGGAACCUAAUAAAGUAUUUAGUCUGUAUUGUUGGCAA
Messenger RNA from Orcinus orca (killer whale), 626 nucleotides. RefSeq names its product gamma-crystallin C. Bases 36 to 560 code for a protein of 174 amino acids. The record is from RefSeq and is a predicted model, not a curated record. The transcript has 3 exons. Gene Ontology annotation, biological process: lens development in camera-type eye; visual perception. Gene Ontology annotation, molecular function: structural constituent of eye lens. NCBI's taxonomy places the organism in Eukaryota, Metazoa, Chordata, Mammalia, Artiodactyla, Delphinidae.